Penicillium hordei is the source of this 1629-nucleotide messenger RNA. RefSeq lists its product as uncharacterized. Lineage: Eukaryota; Fungi; Ascomycota; Eurotiomycetes; Eurotiales; Aspergillaceae. Gene Ontology annotation, biological process: transmembrane transport. The record is from RefSeq and is a predicted model, not a curated record. The transcript has 4 exons. Bases 1 to 1629 code for a protein of 542 amino acids. Gene Ontology annotation, molecular function: transmembrane transporter activity.
AUGACAGAUCAAGCCGAAGGAAUCCCUCCUACUCAGCCAAUCCGACAAGGCGGACAUACACGUCGAUCGUCCACCGCGAGUUCCCUACACCAUAACCAAUUCAAAGAUUCAUUUUUCUCAAGAACCCACUCCUUCUUCAAGCGAGACAGUCAUAUAGGUUAUGUCGGGCGACACCCAUUGCGUGGUAGCCAGGAGAUCGAGCUACAUACCUGGGAUGGUCCGGACGAUCCGGAGAACCCUUCAAUCCUAACGGGCCUUCCGGCUGGAUCAUACGGUGCGGGAAACAAAUACAUGGAGCAACAAUUCCAUGUCCAAAAUGAGCCAUUUCCUAACCUUGCAUGGGCCACGGCGUCUUGGAAUAUGGGCGCUGCAUUCUGGCCCCUGAUCUUUGUUCCAUUAACCGAAUCCUCCGGGCGUAUGCCUGGGUACUUUAUUGCAUAUUUUAUUCUGGUCGUAUCACUAUUUCCUUCGGCCUUUGCGCAAAAUUUUGCUACAUUGGUUGUUACCCGAUUCUUUGGCGGAGGUGCGUCUUCAGUGUCGAUAAACAUUGUCGGAGGCAGCAUCAGUGAUGUCUGGUAUGGCCCCAGAGCUAGGAGCUUACCGAUGUCUCUGUUUGGAUUCACGAGUGUGGUAGGGAUAGCAUUGGGUCCAUUCAUCGGAGCAGCGAUUCAACAGAUCCAUAAAAGCAGCCCAUGGAGAUGGAUCUUCUAUAUUCAAAUUAUCUAUAAUGCUGGAUUAAUCCCCGUCUUCUGGUUCAUUCUUCGCGAGACCCGUGCAGAUGUGAUAUUAAAAAGACGUGCCAAAAAGCUCCGCUAUGAGACCGGCCGCUCUAUCUACGCUGAAGCCGAUUUGGACACCACCAGCGUCUUGAAGCUUGUGCAGAUUUCCUUCGAGCGCCCUACACGAAUGCUCCUCACCGAACCUGUGGUCAUCUUUUUUACCCUGUGGGUCAGCUUCGCGUGGGGAAUUCUCUUCCUUUUCUUCUCGAGUGUCGCCCAGACCUUCAGUUCAAACUAUGGCUGGGGAACGUUCCAGACCGGUCUAGUUCAGCUAGCCAUAUCGGUUGGAGCUGUGAUUGGGACAGUUCUCAACCCUAUCCAAGAUUGGAUCUACCUCAAAUCCGCAACCCGAAAUCGUGAGCAUCCGGGUAAACCUAUCCCAGAAGCCCGGUUGUAUACUUCUAUACCUGGCAGUCUGUUGUUCGCGGGUGGGCUCUUCUGGUACGGCUGGGCCAGUGUUGGGGAUGGCUCUGUCCAUUGGAUUGUACCAACGCUGGGAAUUGGCUGUACUGGUGUGGGGAUCUACUCCAUCUAUAUGGCGGUGGUCAACUAUUUGACUGAUGCAUAUGAGAAGUACGCUGCUUCGGCAUUGUCGGCUGCUUCAAUGGGUCGCAAUACCUUCGGCGCUUUUCUGCCUCUCGCCUCUUUCCAGCUUUUUCAGAAUCUGGGCUAUGGUUGGGCUGGGUCGUUACUCGGUUUUGUCGGAGUCGCCCUAUCGGUUGUGCCUGUCGUGCUCGUACUCAAGGGGCCGGCUAUUCGUCGGCAAAGUCCAUUCAUGCGUGAGGCUAUGUUUGAGCCCGAUGAUGACAGUGAAAUGGACGGUGUCUCACAAAAGACGGAAGUGGGGUAG